Molecule: messenger RNA, 2382 nt
Organism: Limanda limanda (common dab)
Lineage: Eukaryota; Metazoa; Chordata; Actinopteri; Pleuronectiformes; Pleuronectidae
Product: monocarboxylate transporter 1-like
Exons: 5
Coding region: 303-1775 (490 amino acids)
Biological process (GO): transmembrane transport; monocarboxylic acid transport
Cellular component (GO): membrane
Molecular function (GO): monocarboxylic acid transmembrane transporter activity
Source: RefSeq, a predicted model, not a curated record
ACAGGAGUUCACUGAGCUGCGUGUUCACGUGGAGCCGCCGUCACGACCGAGAACCUUUCACCCCGAACCGAGUCGGAACCGGAUCCAUCACCGGGUCCAGCACCGGGUCCAGCACCGGGUCCAGCACCGGAUCCAGCACCGGAGGAAGCCGAACCCACACGAGCCGGUGAGUGACCGGUUUUUGAAUUCUGAUCCCAGUUCAGCUGGUUCAACCUUCUCUAAUCCUCUGAACCUCCGCGGCCCACCGACAGUAACAUUCGACUUCUUCAUCUUCAUCAUCUUUGUCUUCAUUGUGAGCAGACAUGCCCUCAGCGGCAGGUGGUCCUGUGGUAUACACCCCCCCUGAAGGUGGCUGGGGCUGGGCGGUGGUGGUGGGAGCCUUCAUCUCCAUUGGCUUCUCCUAUGCCUUCCCCAAGUCCAUCACAGUGUUCUUCAAAGAGAUAGAGGUCAUCUUCGAUGCCACACCAAGUCAGGUGUCCUGGAUCUCCUCCAUCAUGCUGGCUGUCAUGUAUGCUGGAGGCCCAAUCAGCAGCAUCCUUGUGAACAAAUUCGGCAGUCGACCAAUCAUCAUAGUCGGUGGAUGUCUGUCAGGGUCCGGACUGGUCGCAGCCUCCUUCUGCAACACUGUGGAGCAGCUCUACUUCUUCAUAGGAGUCGUGGGAGGUUUGGGACUUGCCUUCAACCUGAACCCGGCGCUCACUAUGAUUGGAACAUACUUCUACAAGCGCCGGCCCAUCGCCAACGGCAUUGCUAUGGCAGGCAGCCCCGUGUUCCUGUCCACCCUGGCUCCUCUCAACACCUGGCUCUAUGAUGAGUUUGGAUGGAGAGGCAGCUUCCUGAUCCUCGGGGGACUUUUACUCAACUGCUGUGUGGCCGGGGCCCUCAUGCGCCCCCUCAGACCCAAUCCUCAGCCCGCCAAGCUGGAAUCAGAAGCCGGCGAGGCCAAGGCAUCGGAGCCCGCAGUGCAGCCGCAGCAGAAGAAGACAAUCCUGCAAACCAUCAACUCCUUCAUUGACCUGACGCUGUUCAAACACCGCGGGUUCCUGUUGUACCUGAUGGGAAACGUCGUUAUGUUCUUCGGUCUCUUUGCUCCGCUCGUCUUCCUCUCUAAUUACGCCAAGAGUAAAGACAUCAGCAAGGAGAAGGCAGCCUUCCUCCUGUCCGUGCUGGCCUUCGUAGACAUGUUUGCCCGACCGUCCAUGGGCCUGCUGGCUAACACCAAGUGGGUCCGGCCGAGGAUUCAGUAUUUCUUUGCAGGUGCCGUCCUUUACAACGGCGUUUGUCACGUGCUGGCGCCGCUGUCGGUGGACUACACUGGAUUUGUGGUGUACGCCAUCUUCUUUGGUUUUGCAUUCGGCUGGCUGAGUGCAGUGCUGUUUGAGACACUGAUGGACCUGGUGGGGGCUGAGAGGUUUUCUUCAGCCGUUGGUCUUGUCACGAUAGUGGAGUGUGGACCGGUGCUGCUUGGCCCGCCGCUCACAGGUACUUUCUAUAACUACUAUCAACACUAUGACUACACCUACAUAACCUGUGGCAUCAUCCUCAUCAUCGCCAGCGUGAUGCUCUUUGUGGGAAUGGGCAUCAACUACCGCCUGUUGGAUCGAGAGAAGAGAGAGGAGGAGAGGCGAGAACGAGCCGAGCCCAAAGAGGAGCGCGCUGCCAUGCUGGCCCCCCCCUCUCCAUCCAAAUCAGAUGAGGAGGCGGGCGAGGGGAGCAACGUGCCAGGCGCCAUCCAGUUGGAGGAAGUGGCCAAAAUGGACGAGGACACAGUGUAAAGAAAAGAAAAACAAACAGAAGGACGCACACACGGCUUUGCACACUUCCCACUUCACACAUACGUUAGCUGCAGUUCCUCAGUACAGCCACACGGUCUUGAUAUAGUGAACAAGCCUAAAGCCAUAGAAACACUUCUAGGAUUCAAACCUGAGACCUGCUGCUGUGAUGUGAAGCUUGGAGCUGCCACCACCGUUUAGUUCUGGUAUGGAACGUGCCUUCAGUGAACUCACGUCCUCCGCACCACCUUCACACCAGCUGUAGAAUAACCCCGUCAGCUCAUGAGUCUCAGGGUCUUCUCACUCUUCACUCGUCCUCCACUCUGCCAACAGUUGUAUUUUUACACUAUGAUCAGAUACUGUGUUGUACAUGUACAUUUCCUGCCACUCUGAGACCACAUAUCCAAAUAAGGGACUCGUGGUCUCAGGUUCUGCUCACGUGUCAAACUAAAAAGUAACUUCAAGAACUUUAUUAUUUCAUUAACAAAAAAGCAGCGAUCAUUUUAACCUUCAGUCAAGUUUAUGACGCAGAAAAACAAAGAUGUAGAAAAGUGAGAAAGUUGGAAUCAGGAGCGAGGAUCAGACCUGUGUGUGUGUGUGUGUGUGUGUG